CGGCUGCGUCCUCCCCGGCGGCGGGCAUGGCGCCGUUGACCGCGCCCGUACGCGUCUGAGGCGGCGGGGGUGGCGAGGACGAGGCGAGAUGAGGCGCCUGCAGCCCGGAGCCGCGUUGCUGCUGUCGCUGCUAUGGGAGGAAUUGUGUGCUCAUAUGUCGGGAAUGAUGAGGCAGAGCCAGUGCUUCCAAAGGAAAGAUGGCUGGAAUGAGGACCCACAGCUGAUUCAUGGUGUCACGCUUGUCUCUGUCAGCUGGGCUCCUAGUCUGAAACCUUUUAAUCUGAAGAUGGGAACUGGUGCCUCACAGAGGAGAAAUGCAGCUAGUUGGCAGCACCACACAUCUGUUAUGUGUACAGAGGCCAAAAAGCAUUGCUGGUACUUUGAAGGGUUAUAUCCUACCUAUUAUAUAUGUCGCUCCUAUGAGGACUGCUGUGGUUCAAGAUGCUGUGUAAGAGCCCUCUCUAUCCAGCGACUAUGGUAUUUUUGGUUCCUUUUGAUGAUGGGAGUUUUGUUCUGUUGUGGAGCUGGCUUCUUUAUCCGAAGACGGAUGUACCCUCCUCCACUUGUAGAAGAACCUACUUUUAAUGUGUCUUACACCAGACAACCAGUCAACACUGCAUCAGGGUCACAGCAACCUGGAGUGCCAUAUUACACAGACCCAGGCGGACCUGUGAUGAAUCCCAUGGCGAUGGCUUUCCAUGUCCAGCCCAAUUCCCCCCAAGGAAACCCGGUUUACCCUCCUCCACCUUCCUACUGCAACACACCACCUCCUCCGUAUGAGCAGGUGGUGAAAUCCUCCACAUGAGGACUCUGUGGCUCUGACCUGACUCUGGGAGAAGAAGGUGCCAUUGCAAAACAACCAGGAUGGUGGGUGGGCAUCUGCCCCUUUGAACAUUUGCUAGCUUUCCAUGUCCUCUCUCCCUUCCUAUCUUGCACCUUUCCUCAUUAAAUUUCCUUGCAAAGGGGUGAUUUUUUUGCAGUAGAAGUGGAUUUUUUCUUUGUCUUUAAAAUGAAAUAAGUUGUCUUUGUAAUGCUUUUAAUGGAAAUCUAUAUUUAAAACCUGUA
Messenger RNA from Lagopus leucura (white-tailed ptarmigan), 1065 nucleotides. It is a transcript of the gene VOPP1, whose product is annotated as VOPP1 WW domain binding protein. Lineage: Eukaryota; Metazoa; Chordata; Aves; Galliformes; Phasianidae. Bases 89 to 805 code for a protein of 238 amino acids. The record is from RefSeq and is a predicted model, not a curated record. Gene Ontology annotation, cellular component: cytoplasmic vesicle membrane. The transcript is spliced from 7 exons.